Linum trigynum is the source of this 2433-nucleotide messenger RNA. The record is from the annotation of a GenBank genome assembly. NCBI's taxonomy places the organism in Eukaryota, Viridiplantae, Streptophyta, Magnoliopsida, Malpighiales, Linaceae.
UCACAAUCCCUAAUCGGCAAUCGCGACUCCUCUCUUCCUCUCUGCGACUCCUCUUCCUCUCCGAUGAGACCACGACUCCUCUUCUCCAUCUCCAGUCCCGACUCCCAAUCCGACGGCCGCCCUCCCCCCUGCUCUUACUUUGCUCCAGCUCCGCCUCUCCAACACCAUUACCGGCCGCGCCCUCUCCGGCUCUCCCUGCUCCUCUGCCCCGCCACCCUCUCCGGCUCUGCUCCUCAGCAACUCCUUCACGUCGUCGACUCCGCCGCCAGACACUGAGACACGCCACCAGGUAAGUGAGAUGUUAAGAUCCCCCUUGUUCUUGGAACAAAGGGUUUCAUGAGUUUGUUUAUGCUUACUGCAUCAUCUUGUUGAUAUAUGAUUAGAGCAUCACAAUAGGUAAAAUUUCUUAUGCUAUAUGUUUUACCCGCCCUAUAUUCAUUCAAUUACCAACUGGUGGUCAAUGUAUUGAUGCAUUCCAUUUUGUUGUCAUUGACAGCUUGGUGAAAGGACAGCAAACUUAUUGAAGCAUCUCUUCCCAGUGCCAAAGCCAGAUACAAAGCGUAUACUCACUUUUGCAAAUCAAUCAGACUAUAUCUCGUUCGGGUGAGUUUAACUGUCAAAAUUACUUGGUUCUUUUUACUCCUAAAAAUACUUGUAAGUUAUCAUAUCACAUAAUAAAAAGAUGUUUAUAAUAUCAUCCUUACUGCUCCUUAUUUUUUCAUUGCGUUCCCUUAACAAUGAUUUGCUCUUCACUUGAGUCGAGUGUAUGUCAUCAUUUCUGUUGUGAUUGUUGAUUCCAGUAAGGGAUAAUGCGAACACUCAUAUUUGUGCUUUUGUUAUCACUUAUCACUACCGAGUCUGCGAAUUCAUGCAUCACAUGAAUUUUCCAUUUUCUCCUAACAUUUGCUCCUGAUAAUUGAUAUGUGCAGGCAUCAUGUUUAUGAAAAGCGUGGUGGUCCCAAGUCUGUCGAGCUUAGGGAGAUUGGUCCUCGUUUUGAAAUGCGACUCUAUCAGGUAACUCUUGGUUACCGAAAUCAACUUGGGUCUUGAAGUUCCUCUCUCUGAUUAGUUGGAAAGGACCAAAGCGUCAGUCAGUGUAACCAACACCAACAAAUUGGGUGCUUACUUAUCAUCAUUAGUUCAAUCAUUAGAAACUAGGAGUACAUAAUGAUGAACGCUUUUGAUUCCAGUAAGGGAUAAUGCGAACACUCAUAUUUGUGCUUUUGUUAUCACUUAUCACUACCGAGUCUGCGAAUUCAUGCAUCAUAUGAAUUUUCCAUUUUCUCCUAACAUUUGCUCCUGAUAAUUGAUAUGUGCAGGCAUCAUGUUUAUGAAAAGCGUGGUGGUCCCAAGUCUGUCGAGCUUAGGGAGAUUGGUCCUCGUUUUGAAAUGCGACUCUAUCAGGUAACUCUUGGUUACCGAAAUCAACUUGGGUCUUGAAGUUCCUCUCUCUGAUUAGUUGGAAAGGACCAAAGCGUCAGUCAGUGUAAUCAACACCAACAAAUUGGGUGCUUACUUAUCAUCAUUAGUUCAAUCAUUAGAAACUAGGAGUACAUAAUGAUGAACGCUUUUGACCUCAUCCCCCCCCCCAUAAACAAACUGAGUUGGAUGGCUACCUCAAGGAGAAAGUCCUGCUCAAGACAGCUGGAUUUGACAUUUUAUUGUGGUGGAAGGCAAAUGAGUCAAAGUAUCCGACUUUAGCAUUGAUUGCUAGAGACAUACUUGCAAUUCCAGUGACUACUGUGGCUUCUGAGUCUGCUUUUAGUGCCGGUGGAAGACUAGUUAGCCCUAGUCGCAGUAGACUUCUCCUAGAAACUGUUGAGGUUCUAAUGUGUGCUCAAAACUAGUUGCUCAAUUCAACCAUCCCAGGUAGCUUGAUAACCUUUGAUUGUUUGAUUUCACAUAUGAACUUUAAUACAUGUUUUGAGUUAUGAUAUUGUUGGUUACCAUUAUUUGCUAACUUGCUAUCCUAUUUGCAGAUGGCUUGAAAACAAUUGAUAAGCUCAUGACUUAUGGCACUGUUAAUGAUGACCUAGAUCCAGAUUGUGCUUCAUGUGUUACCGGUAUAUUUAAUAUUAUAAUUAUCUUCUUUAAAACAUCCAUCUUUCUUAUGUUUGUGGAGACAUUUUUAAUUUUGGUCUAUCUAAUUCUGUAGAAUGAAGUUGAAGUUAUGGAGCUGAGAGUGAAGCUAAGAUGACAAUGUUCAAGUUCUCAAGGAGGAGGAAACUUUAAUUAAUCAUGUUGUGUAUUGAUAAUUUGUGACUUUGAAUUUUCUAGAUUGGAGUUGAACAAUUUGUAUGGAUAGUGUGUGAUUUGCUUGAAUUUUCUAGAACGAUGUUUUAUGUAUGGAUAGUUUGUAUGGUGAGAUUUAUGCUUGAUUUUUAUUUUGAUAGUUUCUUGUUAAUUAUUAUUUUAUAAAAAUUUUACCAAAAA